Messenger RNA from Ixodes scapularis (black-legged tick), 1017 nucleotides. Its product is annotated as pancreatic lipase-related protein 2. Gene Ontology annotation, biological process: lipid metabolic process. The transcript has 6 exons. Gene Ontology annotation, molecular function: lipase activity. The record is from RefSeq and is a predicted model, not a curated record. Lineage: Eukaryota; Metazoa; Arthropoda; Arachnida; Ixodida; Ixodidae. The coding region runs from base 1 to 1017 and encodes 338 amino acids.
AUGUGGAAUGAGAAGGAGGAAGGAUAUCGCGGUUCAGUCAAUCGGUUCUGGACAUUUUGGGAAGCCUUUUCUUCAAUUUUGGAGAAGGAACACCUUCACAGGCAAGAUCCCGUGUUUCUGGACUAUACCUCUGCAUCGAAACAAGAAAAGAUCCCCAACUGGAGGAUAAAACGACCGCUUAAAAUAAUUGUGCACGGAUGGCGGGAUAACACAAACAGCAGUUGGAUCCAUGAUAUGAAAGAUGCGUUGCUGCAAGAGGAGGACUGCAACGUAAUCAUCGUGGAUUGGAGUAGAGGAGCAAAGACGCUAAACUACGUGUUCGCUGCUGGAAAUUCGGCUCUCGUCGGUAGACAACUCUCGCUGCUUACUCAGCGGCUCUUAAAGGCGUACGGCUUAAAUGCUUCGAGGGUCCACUGCAUCGGACACAGCCUGGGAGGUCAUGCUGCUGGAUUCUUCGGAAGGCAUUUCAAAGAGAAGACAAGCAUGCUCAUUGGGCGAAUAUCAGCUCUGGACGUAGCCGAACCUCUAUUUAGCGACUCCGGUGUCUCCGUAUCCAGCCAAGAUGCUCAGUUUGUUGACGUCAUCCACACUAGUGAAAGCCACUGGUACAUUCGCAGUGGGGUGGGCAUGACGAAACCCUUUGGACAUGUUGACUUUUACCCGAAUUUCGGCGAGCGACAGCCCGGUUGCCCACUUAUGGAUAUUAUUUGUGACCACGACCGAUCGGUUUACUACUUCAUGGAAUCCAUCACGAACAAGCAGUGCCACUUCAAGUCGAAACCCUGUGACGAGACAUCAUUGUACAUACAUGAAAAAAACUGCGUGGGAUCUGGAGCUUCCGGGGAAAUGGGAUAUUUUAGCCCUCACGCUGCUGGACGAGGAGUUCAAUAUCUCGCAACCAACAAUAAAUCACCUUACUGCAAGAAUAAUCAGUAUAGAGGAGCAAAGCUUCGUGUGAACACAACGAAUCGUUUUCCUAUGGUGAAUGUUCAUCGUAAUUUGAUUGACUUUACCUAA